AUGUCCGCGGAAAACAAUGAGCAAUCAGGAACCUUUCAAGACGUGACCCGUGACAUUGAGCGUACUCACCUGGCAAGGCACGCCGAUAUUGACCGUGUUCUCAAAAAAGUGGCUGAAGGGGUUGAGACAUUCGAAGGGAUCUUUGACAAAAUUCAGGCAACCACCAAUUCGAAUCAAAAGGAGAAAUUAGAACAAGACUUGAAAAAGGAAAUUAAGAAACUUCAAAGGCACCGAGAUCAGAUAAAAACAUGGAUAUCUUCAAAUGAUAUAAAGGACAAACGUGCAUUGAUGGAUAAUCGACAAAUAUUGUGA
Messenger RNA from Acaulospora morrowiae, 312 nucleotides. The record is from the annotation of a GenBank genome assembly. Lineage: Eukaryota; Fungi; Glomeromycota; Glomeromycetes; Diversisporales; Acaulosporaceae.